Molecule: messenger RNA, 270 nt
Organism: Dicrocoelium dendriticum
Lineage: Eukaryota; Metazoa; Platyhelminthes; Trematoda; Plagiorchiida; Dicrocoeliidae
Source: the annotation of a GenBank genome assembly
AUGCCAACUUCCUAUGGGACUUGUGUUGUUCACAAGUGGUUUUAUGAGCCAAGGAGAAACGAACUGGCGUGCGCUUGUGAGAUCAAUGCCGUGAUGAACAGUAGCGGGUUGCUAAGGCAAGGGAAUCGUAAUUCACGAGCAAUUCCCGGAAUACAUAAAGAUAGUUUUAAUGAAGGAUAUAUACUAAAAAUUUGGACCGAUUUGGAACACUUGAAAACUGUGCGUGACCUAGUGAGUAAAACGGCAAAAGCUUAUUACUUAUUUACAUGA